Molecule: messenger RNA, 903 nt
Organism: Colletotrichum abscissum
Lineage: Eukaryota; Fungi; Ascomycota; Sordariomycetes; Glomerellales; Glomerellaceae
Exons: 2
Coding region: 1-903 (300 amino acids)
Molecular function (GO): oxidoreductase activity
Source: RefSeq, a predicted model, not a curated record
AUGAGCUCUUUCAAGAACGUUGCUCUCCUUGGCAAAGGGCUCUUGGGAAGCGCAAUCACCACUGAACUUGCCAACGCUGGCUUCAAUGUUACAGUAUUCGGCCGCGCCGAGUCUGCCUCAGGAGACCUCCCUGCUGGGGUGCACUUCAAGACGAUCGACUACUCCACAGUUGACACCAUCGCCACGGCCGUCAAGGGGCAGGAUGUCAUCGUCUCAACCCUUAGCAAGGGCGGCCUCUUCAUCCAGAGAACUGUCAUUGACGGCGCUAUCAAGGCUGGCGUCAAGCGCUACAUCCCUUCCGACUGGGGCUCCUUCACCACCGACCCCAAGGCGGCAGCCGAGCUUACCGUCAUGAUGAAGCCCUUCACCGACACGCAGAACUACCUGAAGGAGAAGGCCGGCGAGAUCGAGCACACAAUCUUCUCCGUCGGCGGCUUCACCGACCUCAUCGUCAAGUUCCCCAUCGCCUUUGACUACGCGAACAAGACGGCGGCCGUGACGAACGGGGGCCACGCCCGCUUCGCCAGCACCAGUCUUGCCGGCAUCGGCAAGGCGGUCGCGGGCGCUUUGAAGAACCCUGAGGCAACAAAGAAUCGCAAUCUGAAGAUCCAAGAGUUCGAGGUCUCUCAGGCGCAGCUGCUUGCGCUCGCGAAGAAGUACUCGCCGCCCGGCACCGAGUGGAAGGAGACUGAGCUUGACGGUGAAGUUGAGCUGGAAAAGAACCUGAAAGCCGCACAGGAGGACUCCACCAACGAGUUCGCUAUGAUGGGUCUAAUCAAGGCUGCACUACUCAGCGGCCGAUACAAGUCUUCUUACGACAAGCUCGAUAACGAGCUCGUGGGCCUCCCGAUUCUGACCGAGAAGGAUCUAGAGGCUAAGUUCGCGGCGGUGUACAGUUCCUAG